AUGUCUUAAAAAUCAAAAACACUAUUACAACUACUUCAGCAACAAUAGCAUUUCCAUGAUGAUAUCAACACAUCCUUAGAGUCUAAUUACAGACACAGUUCAGAACACACAGAAAAGAAGUUUGAUCUCAAAUUACAAAAAUCCAUACUCGAUCUCUAUUCUCAAAUUAAAAGCAAUAUCCUUAAAACUGAAGAUCAUUUGCUACUAUGUCAAAUUAGAAAGUUAGUCCCUUUGGACAAGCCAGAAGAUCUUUACUCAGAUCCAAAUAGUUUGAUUUGUUAUAUUGGAUGCAUUUUCACAGUUCUCAUGCAAGAUAAAGUAUUUUUUAAAUCCUAUUAGUUAAAUUUAGAAUAAUAAGUAGAAGAACAAAAAAAUAGAGAUCAAAGUGAUUACGAGGAGCAAUUAAUCAAACUCGAAGCAGAAAUCAGAUAACACAUAAGAAUUGAAUAACAAUUGAAAUUAUUUGCAGAAAACACUCAAUCCAAAUUGGAAGAUGCUUUAAAAAUAAAAGAAGACUUGGAAGAAGAAUUGUAAGCAAUCAAAAGCGAUUUCUAAGUCUUAUAUGAAAAGAACAAUACCUUGAACCAAAAACUAAGAACAUAAGAAAAAGAAAUUUAGAUUAUCAAAAAUAAUAAUACAAUUGAAACUACAAAUCAAUCUCUUAAAUCAAAUUAAAACAAUCAAAAACAUGUAUCUAAAAAAGAGAAUAUUGAGAAUGAACAUCCAAAAUAACAAUCAAUUACAAUAAAUUUAUAGAUAGAUAAAUAAAAACCUCCUCUUUAAGACUAUUAAGAUAGACUCCAAACUGAUCCAUAAGAUGAUUACUUUAAACCCAGAAAUGACUCCCAUAAAAGAAUCAUUUCAACCCAUGUAGCCAAUACUUAAAAUAAUAAUAAAUCAACCUAUUUACCAACCAGAAUACAAACAGAAUCAUGUGAGUAUUAAGAUAGAAAGAGAAAACAUAAUUUAUCUCAAUACGAAACUUCAAAUGCAACUAAACAUUAAAGAAACAAAACAGCUUAAAAUGUUUUGAAUCUAAUAAAUUAAGAACUUAAACGACAGUAAUCAGUAAAAGCAUGUUAAGAUAAAAGUUAAUGUAAUCAAAACAAAGCAAUUAAAAAACCCUCAAAUUCACAACAUCAACAUGCUGAACCUAAUAGAUCCAAUAAUUCUGUUCACAGUUUUCGUAAACAACCUCCUGAAGUAAGUCAGAUUCCUAGACCCUUUUCAUGUGCUGAAUAAAUCGAAGAAUCAAAUAAUUCUUUUUAAAAGGAUCUAAGUAUGGAUAUGGGUAAUUAUUAGAAGCAAGGUGGAGAGUAUCCAGAUAAAUAACAAUAAAUAAAAAAACUAUUGCAAUAAUAUCAAUAGAAACAUUGUCUAAAUGACACUUUGACCAAAAAAUUACUCUAAGAAUACAAAAAAAGAUAAGGAUACAAUUGCAAGACAAUUUAUUGA
Molecule: messenger RNA, 1455 nt
Organism: Paramecium tetraurelia
Lineage: Eukaryota; Ciliophora; Oligohymenophorea; Peniculida; Parameciidae
Exons: 6
Source: RefSeq, a predicted model, not a curated record